Molecule: messenger RNA, 1938 nt
Organism: Cheilinus undulatus (humphead wrasse)
Lineage: Eukaryota; Metazoa; Chordata; Actinopteri; Labriformes; Labridae
Gene: prkab1b
Product: protein kinase, AMP-activated, beta 1 non-catalytic subunit, b
Exons: 8
Coding region: 341-1150 (269 amino acids)
Biological process (GO): signal transduction
Cellular component (GO): nucleus; cytoplasm; nucleotide-activated protein kinase complex
Molecular function (GO): protein kinase binding
Source: RefSeq, a predicted model, not a curated record
UACUCACGAGACUCGAACGAAUUCCACUGAACGGCGAAGACGGUCUCUGCUCAGCAGAGCUCGAGGAAGUAAACAAAGACAAAGAGGUUAAAAGAGAGGCAAAGAGAGGGUAGAAAACAUUAGUGUGUCUGUUUCUGAGUAGGAUAGUGAAUCUUUGGGACAGUGGGUCUGCUGCUCCGCCCCCGCGAGGAACACUUCUGCAGUUAAAAGACGGAAAGGACAUCGAUACGAGCACGAGACGAUAUUUUUAAACCACGGACAGAUGUACUCAAAAGCAAAGACUUCCGUGUGAUAAGACUGCGACUGAAAAUAUUUAGUGGGUAAAGGUGCCAGCAGCAGGAUGGGGAACAGCAGCAGUGACCGGGGGUCCAGCGGGGGUCAGGGGGACCGAUCCUACAGAGAUGGACAGCAGGGAGGGAAAGAGGCCCGACCCAACAUCCUGAUGGACAGCACAGAGGACGCAGACCUGUUCCAGAGAGAGGACACAAAGGCUCCACAGGAAAUUCAGGAGUUUCUGGCCUGGCAGCAGGACCUGGAGAGCGAAUGCAAAAGUCCAACACAAGCCAGACCCACUGUGUUCAGGUGGACGGGGGGUGCUAAAGAAGUCUUUGUGUCAGGCUCUUUUAACAACUGGGCCACCAAGAUCCCUCUCAACAAAAGUCAGAAAAACUUUGUGGCGAUCGUGGACCUGCCGGAGGGCGAGCACCAGUACAAGUUCUGUGUAGAUGGUCAGUGGACGCUCGAUCCUACAGGGGCUGUGAUGACAUCUAAAACAGGGACAGUCAAUAACGUCAUCAACGUGAAGAGAACUGACUUUGAGGUGUUUGACGCCCUCAGACUUGACUCACAGGAUUCUGCAGACAUCUCAGACUUGUCAAGUUCCCCUCCCGGCCCGUACCAACAGGAUCCUUAUGUUACCAAGUCAGAAGACAAGAUCAAAAAUCCUCCCAUCCUACCUCCUCACCUGCUGCAGGUGCUCCUCAACAAGGACACGGGUGUCUCUUGUGACCCAACGUUGCUUCCAGAGCCAAACCAUGUAAUGCUCAAUCACCUGUAUGCCCUAUCAAUCAAGGAUGGGGUGAUGGUUCUCAGCGCAACACACAGAUACAAAAAGAAGUAUGUGACCACUCUUCUCUACAAGCCUAUAUAAUCCACACUACAGUGAUGCAGACUCUUGUUUUAAAAUGAUUAUUCAUCUGUUGUCAUACAUGGCUGCUACUUGAAUUGUUCCUGCCUCUUAUAACGCUGUAAUCUCAUACUUUUUUAAUACCAUUCCCCUAUUUUAGUGCUACAAUAUGUUUUAUGUGAUCCAACCAGAACUCUGAAGCCUUGUUCCCUCUGAUGAAUUAGUGCCAACCAAAAGUUUUAAGGAAAAUGAACAAAGGAAGAAAUGUGGAUAUUGUCAUUCCUUACUCUUUGACCUGCACAUGUCAAAGUUUUUUAGUUGAUAACAAGAGACCAAAACAUGUAAUGCAUUUCUGAAAAUCUGCCUUAGUACAGACUUACCUCUUUAAAGUUUGAAAAACUAAAGCCUAAGCUGGUUUGGUUGUCUUAUUUCUCAUCAGAAAUAUCCCAUAACACUUAAGAGUGCAUUCAGUAGUAAGUAAGUAGUCAGACCCCCUUCACUGUUUUCUAUUUUGCUAUGUUGCAGCCUGAUGCUACAGCCAUUUAAACGCGUCUUUAUUCUCACUGAUCUUCACUCAGUACCCCAGCAUGACAAAGUGAAAACAGAAUUUAAAAAGUUUUGCUAUUUUACAAAACACAAAACAAAACUGAAAUAUCAAAUUGACCCAAGUAUUCAGACGUUUUGCCAAAAAAAAGUAUUUGCAAUUUAGCCCAGGUCCCUCUUAUUUCUCUGGAUCGUUGCUGAGAUGUCCACCUGUGGUAAACUAAAUUGAUUAGACAUAAUUUGGAUAGGCACACACCUCUCUAUAGAAG